GCGACCGCGCCCUCACCGUGAAGGUGGGUGAUCCCGCCAUGGCCCGGGACCUGCGCCGGCUCACGAACGAGGACCUAGUCAAGCGCGCUGAGAAACACCGCCGGCUGGCGGCUAUCACGGCCGUCCGACCGACCCUGGCCUCUAUCCAGUUCGUCGCGGCGAAAAUUCUGCGGUCAGGUGACCCGCGGCUCUUCCUCCGCAACGCCAAGGAAGUGGAGAUCGCGCGGACACACCGGGACACCUAGAUCAAGGGAUUCGGCACCGCCGCACGGGUCGCCCUCCCCUCGUGGGGGGUGGUGGUCGCCGCCGACAUGCCCUGCCAGGUCCUGGGCCCGUUGACCGAGGAAGCGGACUGCAAGCGGAUCGCGCAAGAACUCGUGGCCAACAACUGUCACGCGUGGGGUGAGUCCUGCAAGAUCACGUACGUGGGCUGGCUCGUUCGCCCCUCCCCGGGUAAGAAACGGUCCUCGAUUGUUAUUGAAUUUACCACGCCGUACCACGCGAACCGCGCCGUCAAGGCCGGGACCAUCUGGGACUUCCAGGUCUCGGAGACCGUCCUGUACGACCGGGCGUCUCGCAUUGUUCGCUGCAACAACUGCCACCGAUACGGCCACAUAGGAAAUAUCUGUCCGAACAAAACCGUCUGUGGCGCGUGCGCCGGCAAGCACUUGACCACCGCUUGCCGCGACCGUGACACCCCCAGGCUUGUACCGAAAUGCGCCAACUGCGGUGGCGAUUACAUGGCCUGGCACAAGAAGUGAGGUAUAUAUCCAGGAGUGGGAGAAGGCUCAGGGGCGCGCACUGCACCGGCCGCGCUUCCACCAUACACCUGCCUACCUGCAGGACACGGACGUGGGUAGCGCUACGGGG
Molecule: messenger RNA, 870 nt
Organism: Aspergillus pseudotamarii
Lineage: Eukaryota; Fungi; Ascomycota; Eurotiomycetes; Eurotiales; Aspergillaceae
Product: zinc knuckle domain protein
Exons: 1
Coding region: 312-761 (149 amino acids)
Source: RefSeq, a predicted model, not a curated record